Messenger RNA from Hypanus sabinus (Atlantic stingray), 4582 nucleotides. It is a transcript of the gene lcat, whose product is annotated as lecithin-cholesterol acyltransferase. Gene Ontology annotation, biological process: lipid metabolic process. The record is from RefSeq and is a predicted model, not a curated record. Bases 1 to 1308 code for a protein of 435 amino acids. NCBI's taxonomy places the organism in Eukaryota, Metazoa, Chordata, Chondrichthyes, Myliobatiformes, Dasyatidae. Gene Ontology annotation, molecular function: phosphatidylcholine-sterol O-acyltransferase activity. The transcript has 6 exons.
AUGAGAGAGCUCCCUCCGCCGCGUUUUGUCCUCUCCCUGAUCUUAGUGGGCCUCUCUAUCCAGCUGACAGCAGCAAACUCAACACUCUGGUUUAUCAAUGUUCUGUUUUCGCCAGUCGGUCCAGAAGAUGCAAACGUAUUGCAGAAAGAGCUCCCGCCUCUGAUCAUUGUGCCUGGACACACUGGGAAUCGCCUGGAGGCAAAGCUGAACAAACCAGACUUGGUCCACUGGCUGUGCAUGAAGCGCAGCCGACAUUACUUCAUGCUGUGGCUCAACCUCAACAUGUUCCUGCCCAUUGGAAUUGACUGCUGGAUAGAUAACAUGAGACGAGUCUAUAACCGGACAACAGGCAGAUCUUCCAAUGCACCUGGGGUAGAGACCCGAGUUCCUGGUUUUGGGAAGACCUGUUCAGUGGAAUAUCUGGAUUCACUGAAGCUAACAGGAUAUUUUCACACCUUAGUGCAGUUCUUGGUAAACAUGGGCUACACUCGUGAUGAGACUGUUCGAGCCGCUCCUUAUGACUGGAGAGUGGCGCCGUAUGAGCAAGAAGAGUAUUUUGACAAACUGAAGGAGCUGAUUGAGGAGAUGUACAUGACAUAUGGGAAGUCCGUUUACCUGCUGGGACACAGUAUGGGGAACCUCUACAUCUUCCACUUCCUGCAUCAACAGCCUCAAGCAUGGAAAGACAAGUUUGUCCAUUCGUUCAUAUCACUGGGGGCUCCAUGGGGUGGAACUGUGAAAUCUCUCGCCGUGCUUGCUUCAGGUGAUAAUUAUGGUCUCGCUCUUGAUCCCCUGAAGUUACGGCAACAGCAACGCACCACGACAACCAACCCGUGGCUGCUUCCCACCAGGCGAGCCUGGCCAGCUGACCACAUCUUUGUCUCCACUCCUACCUACAACUACACAUACAAUGACUACAGGAAGUUCUUCACCGACAUUGGAUAUGAAGAUGGCUGGUACAAAUGGCAAAAUGGAAAAGACCUUCUAUCUGACUUGCCUCCACCAGGGGUGGAUGUUUACUGUAUGUACGGAGUAGGAGUCCCAACACCUGUCACAUAUAUAUACGAUGAAAGCUUUCCUUCGAGCCAGCCUGUGCAGAUUGUCUACAGUGACGGAGACAAUACCAUUAGCAAGAAGAGCUUAUCUCUUUGCAGAGAGUGGAGAGACCAGCAAAAGCAGAAAGUUCAUGUUAUAGAAUUGCCUGGCAUGCGUCAUUUAGACCAGAUUUAUGAAAUUCAUGCAUUAGAAGCAAUUCAAAAUGUAUUGUUAGGAAAUUAUUCCCAGCAAGAAGAAGGUUCCAGGAGAUAGACAUGUUUUCUCUCAGAGAUAAAUUGGCCUGAUUCAGACACCUUCACCUUCAGACUGAAAGCAGCUGCCCUGAGAGCAUCCUUAAGAGCUUUUCACUGGAAUUUCAGCUACUUUUACCUUCAUCCUGAGUUAUUUCAGCACUGAGAUCUUGAAAUUAUUAAAGGUCAUGGUUGGUAUGAGCUACGCUUUUAUUUCAGAAGUGUAAACCUAGACAUAAGCCAGAGGUAUAGUGACAAAAAAUGUUUAAUAAAUUCAUUCUGCUUUUCUGGCUGAUACAUUUUUAACCUUUUCAAAAUAAAUUAAUGGCACCUCAAUAUUCCAGAGAAAUGUUGCAUUAAAAGAUUUAAAUUCUUUAAUAAUACCAGGAGUUUUAAUAUCAUGCCUCGUGAAGUUACUGUAUAAUUUAGAGAAUGACAAUUUGUGUAUGAUGACUGAUUAUACUUUUAAAGAAAUAGUGGAUUCCUAAUUGUAAGAAUCCAUUUACCUUUCCAACUGCAGUCUCUGCAUGCUGUGUAUAAAGACUGAUAGUUCUCUGAAUUAUCAAUCAAAACUAUUGAUCCAAAUACCAGUUGAUACACUUUGUAAAAAGCAUCCAAAGAUAGAGUCAGCUUGUGUCAAUCAACAAGUGCAGGGAGUUUGAGAAGUGUUAAAAUGUGUAACAUUGCUUGGAAUGAAACGGCACAGACUGUCAGUGGUGUCAGGGCCAGAUACAGGGACAUUGGUAAACUAAUUGCCAGUUAAUGUGGGACAUUGGGUGCCCCAGGUAACAAAAAAGCUUCAAGUUCAUUCCAGCUCAGUUCUUUUGAAAAUUAUGGGAUGUUACAGUUUGAAAUUCAGACUCAGAGGUCAGGAGAAAUAUUUCACUAUUACAUAGUUGUUCCAAAAGUCAACUAUGGAAUGCAAGUUCUUGAAGCACAAGCUGUAAAAUAAGUUUGUGUAUGUCCUAACAGUUAAACCCACCCACCCUAAGUUACCACAUAUGCUCAGAAAGGACAUUACAAUCGGGAUCCUCGGGAAGGAGGUUGACAUAAUAUUCAGAGUACAAGUAAUGCCAAUGACCAUAAGACCAAGGAGCAGAAGUUGGCCAUUCGGCCCAUCAAUUCUGCUCCGCCAUUUCAUCAUGAGCUGAUCCAAUCUCCCCUUUAGUCCCAUUCCUCUGCCUUCUCCCCAUAAUCUUUGAUGCCCUGACUACUCAGAUACCUAUCAAUCUCUGCCUUAAAUACACCCAAUGACUUGGCCUCCACUGCCGCCCGUGGCAACAAAUUCCAUAGAUGAGCACCCUGCAAUCCUCAAGUCAUGUCCUCUCGUACCAGACUCCCCCACCAUGGGAAACAACUUUGCCACAUCCACUCUGUCCAUGGCUUUCAACAUUCAAAAUGUUUCUAUGAGGUCCCCUCUCAUUCUUCUAAACUCCAAGGAGUACAGUCCAAGAGCGGUCAAACGUUCCUCAUAUGUUAACCCUCUCAUUCCCAGAAUCAUUCUAGUGAAUCUUCUCUGAACCCUCUCCAAUGUCAGCACAUCCUUUCUUAAAUAAGGAGCCCAAAACUGCACACAGUAUUCCAAGUGAGGUCUUACCAGUGCAUUAUACAGCCUCAACAUUACAUCCCUGCUCCUAUACUUUAUUCCUCUAGAAAUGAAUGCCAACAUUGCAUUCGCCUUCUUUACCACCGACUCAACCUGGAGGUUAAUCUUAAGGGUAUCCUGCACGAGGACUCCCAAGUCCCGUUGCAUCUCAGAACUUUGAAUUCUCUCCCCAUUUAAAUAAUAGUCUGCCUGUUUAUUUCUUUUACCAAACUGCAUGACCGUACACUUUCCAACAUUUGCCACUUCUUUGCCCAUUCCCCUAAUCUAUCCAAAUCUCUCUGCAGAUUCUCUGUUUCCUCAGCACUACCGGCCCCUCCACCUAUCUUCGUAUCAUCAGCAAACGUAGCCACAAAGCCAUCUAUUCCAUAAUCCAAAUCAUUGAUAUACAACGUAAAAAGAAGCGGCCCCAACACAGACCCCUGUGGAACACCACUGGUAACCGGCAGCCAACCAGAAUGGGAUCUCUUUAUUCCCACUCUGUUUCCUGCCAAUUAACCAACACUCUAUCCACGUAUGUAACUUUCCCAUAAUUCCAUGGGCUCUUAUCCUGUUUAGCAGCCUCAUGUAUGGCACCUUGUCAAAGGCCUUCUGAAAAUCCAAAUACACAACAUCCACUGCAUCUCCCUUGUCUAGCCUACUUGUAAUUUCCUCAAAAAAUUGCACUAGGUUUGUCAGGCAGGAUUUUCCUUUAAGGAAACCAUGCUGAGUUCUGCCUAUCUUGUCAUAUGCCUCCAGGUACUCCGUAACCUCAUCCUUGACAAUCGACUCCAACAACUUUCCAACCACCGAUGUCAAGCUAACAGGUCUAUAAUUUCCCUCUUGCUUUCUUGCCCCCUUCUUAAAUAGCGGAGUGACAUUUGCAAUCUUCCAGUCCUUCAGAACCAGGCCAGAAUGUAUCUACUUUUGAAAGAUCAUUGCUAAUGCCUCCACAAUCUCCACUGCUACCUCCUUCAGAACACGCGGGUGCAUUCCAUCUGGUCCAGGAGAUUUAUCUACCCUUAGACUAUUCAGCUUCCUGAGUACUUGUAAAAGGUGUAUUUAAAUAGCAUACAUCUCACCAGUGAAAAAUUACAAACUAAAGCAACUUAAAUAAUUAAGUAAUGAUUAAUAAUCAAGAAUUUGAUAUGGACAUUGACUCUGACAUCAUGGGGAGAUGUAUGGCUAGAAGGUGCUAUUAGUAAAAUCAUGUUGAAGUUAAGACAAAUUCCAGUGAAGAUACAUGAACAUUAGGACAAAUGGAAUGCGCAGUCCUGCUAAUGGGCAAAAGGCAAGGCCACAUCGGCUUGUGAAGCACAACAUCUGUGGUGGGUUCAGAGUGACAAAAUGUGUUGAGGAUGGAUUGGAAAAAAUAUACACUCUCAGUCACAUUAUUAGGUACAUCUAUCAGCCAACCAUGCAGCAGUACUCAGUGCUAAACAAACAUGUUUUAGAACAGAAAUGCAGAGGAAUUUUUUAACCAUGGAAUUCAAUGUCACCGAUGGCUGUGUGGGGGGCAAACUCAUUGGAUAUAUUUAAAGUGGAGACUGAUAAGUUCUUGAUUAUUAAGGAUAUCAAAGGCUAGGGGAAGGAUGAAGGAGAAUGGGGUUGAAAUUGAUAAUAAGUCAGCUGCGAUGGAGCAGGUGGAGCGACUCGAUGGGCCAAAUGUCCUAUCUUUCAUGGUCAUAUGAUCUUAUAUGACAUGUAAAAUCGG